Molecule: messenger RNA, 1638 nt
Organism: Fraxinus pennsylvanica
Lineage: Eukaryota; Viridiplantae; Streptophyta; Magnoliopsida; Lamiales; Oleaceae
Source: the annotation of a GenBank genome assembly
AUGUUUUUUCGACAAGCAGCUGCUAAUUUAUUCAAGAGACUCCGAAAUUCUGCUCCAUUUCCGACAAAAAAUUGGAGUUCGAUGCCAAAUGCAGGAGAACUGAGGUUUUCUGGUCAACAUAAUUUUGGAGGUCAUACUUGGAGUAGUAAUUGUAGGCAAGCAUUAAAAUGGGUCUUUCUGCAUGGACAAACUGUAACUAUCCUGGGAAUAAGUUCUGUAACUGCUUUAGCUGAAGAUGUUUCAAUUGAAUCAAGUUCUAAAAAUGCUACAAAUGAGGCUGAAAUUACUGGGUUACGUGAAAUUGAGGAUGGUUCAGUUAUAUCAAAUGUACAUACGUCUAAAUGGAGAGUUUUUACAGAUAAGGGAAGGGAAUAUUUUAUGCAGGGAAAACUUGAGCAAGCUGAAAGAUUUUUCCUAUCUGCAAUUCAAGAAGCUAAAGAAGGUUUUGGAGAGAGGGAUCCACAUGUUGCGGCAGCAUGUAACAAUCUGGCAGAGCUCUAUAGAGUGAAAAAGGCAUUUGACAAGGCAGAACCACUGUAUGUGGAAGCAAUAGAUAUACUAGAGGAGUUCUUUGGAAGAGAUGACAUUAGAGUUGGGGCUGCCCUUCACAAUCUUGGUCAAUUCUACCUUGUACAGCGAAAAUUAGAAAAAGCUCGCGUCUGCUAUGAGCGUUCUCUAAAGAUAAAGCGACGUGUUUUAGGUGAGGCCCACCCAGACUAUGCCGAUACAAUCUAUCAUCUUGGAACUGUUUUGUAUCUCCAAGGGAAAGAGGACUCUGAGGACCUAAUAUUGGAUUCUAUUCGAAUUUUGGAGGAUGGUGGGCAAGGGGAAUCCAUCUUAUGUAUCCGGAGAUUGCAAUAUCUUGCUCAGAUAUACACCAAGUCCAAUCGAUUUACUGAUGCGGAGAUUUUGCUGAGAAAGAUCCUGCAUAUAGUGGAGCUAUUAAAGGGAUGGAAAUCUUUAGACACUGUUGUUGCAGCUGAACGCCUUGCACUGACCCUCCAAUCAGUAGGACAGUUAAGGGAAGCAGCAGUUCUGUUACAGAGAUGUCUUGAUGCCCGAAAAGUCUUGCUUCCGGAAGAGCAUAUUCAGAAUGCUGCAAACAUGCUUCAUAUUGCUAGACUAAAAAUGCUCAACUCAAGCCAGCUAAGGAAGACGAAUAGUUCUCAAGCAAUGGAUGAGCUUGAUCUGGCGAAAGAUCUUUUGGGCAAUUCCAUAAGGAUUGCUCGGAAAGUACUCAUUCGACACAUGAAACCGGAAGAAAAUGAAGAAUUCACAGUAGUAUCUAGAAAGGCUGGGAAAGAUGGGCAUGUAGCAAUGAUGAUACUGCUGCAAUCACUUAAUGCUCUUGGGAUGUUGGAGAUGACGAAGCUGGAAAUACAGGAGUCCAGGGAGGAACAUCAAGUCGAGGCCGAUUCUGCGCUUCGACAGUGCAUUUCUGUUUUUAAGGAGUUUGGAUCUGUGCGGUAUUUAUCUGAUCAUCCCGAAGUAAAAGCUGAGUAUCUCUCAUGUUUAAGGCAUCUAUCUAAUUUGAUGAUCAGUCACAUGAAAACGAACAAAAAUUCACUGGAAGAACUAAAUGAUGAAAUUAAGCACGUCGAAGUUGAAAUUUCAAAAAGUAGAAGACGCGAAAUUUGA